Messenger RNA from Symbiodinium necroappetens, 2103 nucleotides. Lineage: Eukaryota; Dinophyceae; Suessiales; Symbiodiniaceae. The record is from the annotation of a GenBank genome assembly.
AUGAGGAUUCUGGCUUCGCCUGAGAACGUCUCCAGCGUGUUGGCGUCCGUCAAUGCAGCAGAGCCCGUGCGAGUGCAUCUAUUGGCAGGGGUCUACCCGAGCGUUACAUUUACUCUGCCACGCGGUGCCAAUCUGGAGUUGCAGGGUGAGCCGGGCACGAAGAUGGAGGAGUUGGUUGUGCAUGGGGACUCUGAGGACGACGCCGAGACGGACGACGCCGAGACAUCAAGGACAUUGGCUAACGUCACUCUGCGGGUGGAGGGCAAUGCCAGCAUCGUAGAGUCCAACAUGACCGGGCAGUACUAUUUAGGACUUCUCGGAAACCACAGCCGCGUUGAGAAUUCACACUUCGGCGCAUGUUACGGAAGCUGCGUGUCGAUCCAUUCCCGGCAAUCUGCUCUCGUCGGCUACUCCAUGCAGACCGCAGUGUCCGUUGGGGGCAAUAUCGAUGGGAUCAACUUGGAGAUUCGUGACAUGGAAAUCUUCGAUGUCUACACCCCGUUCCUCCAGUAUGUUGACGAGGAUGAAGGCCCCAUGCUAAAUCAACAGCACUUGAAGAGCUGCCAGUAUUCCUUCCUGGUUUUAGUCUUCACCUGCUCCGGUAUGUACUGCGUUAGCUGUCUUGCAACGCUAGAUGUGACCUUCACCAUGGUGAAGUUUCGGAACGUCUGGGUGAAGAUUGAUGCGAGCCGGUGGAAGCUAACCAUGCAACGCAUCACCAUGGAAGAUGUCACGAAUUCCGGCCUGACCCUGCAAAGCAGGAACGCGAGCGACCGUGGCACUGCUCAGCUUCGCGAUGUUUCUAUGCACAACAUCAUGGGCACCGGGCUUGUCAUGGACUGGACGAUUGUGAACAUGACCGGCACGACCUGCAGAGACUGUAACAUGGCAAUGGCAGCCCAUGCCUCUUCUCUGAACAUGCGUGGGGUAGACAUCCUGGGCAAGCACAAGCAAUGCAACGGGAUUGCUUUGAAGUCAUCGCGUUUAGAAGCGCAUGAUGUGCGCAUGACGAAUCUGGCUGCUGGACUACUGCUGAAAUCCUCGACCGUGCACUUGGAGGACGUCUUCAUCACAGACAAUGCUUUGGGUGUCCUGCCGGUAAACACAACGGGCACCAUCAGCGGACUGGUCUACUUCAACGAUGCAGCAGACGAGCUGUGCGAAUAUCAUGAUGGCAUUAAAGUUUGUCCCACUUUGGAGCACCGGAGCGCGGCUAUGAAAGUGCACCACUCGAAAGCCCUGAUGCUCUCCUUGCUUGCCUGUCUCGUCGCUACCAUCUCGGCAGUCCAGGGUCUCAAGCUCCUCUACACCGAGAAGGCACUCUCCCUGCGCAUGUUCUUGUGGAUGCUCGGUUGUGGCCUGUGGCCCGUGGUGAUGAUCGGAGCCGUGAAUGUAUUGUUGGUCAUCCGGCGUGCAGUCCAAGAGCAGGAGGCGAAGCAGCGCGCGAACCUGGAGGAGUUCGUUGGUCCAGAGAAGAAAAUGAUGUGGCGCCUCCUGUUCCUAUUGAUUUGGUCAGCGGGUGGUAUACUUUACGUCUUCUUCGAUGUCUUCCUCAAUCGACACGGCUUGAUGCUGACUGGCGAUGCACGGCGCCGGAAAGAGCUCGAUGAGAAGAAGGCUCGACUGAAAAAACGCCUGGACAACCAGAGCCUGCGGAGCAGAAUGCAAAGCCUGCACCGCAAGCUCUUCGCGGCUCUGGAUCGCCGUAAGGUCGAUGCAGCAGAGAUCUUCCAGGCGGAGAUGAAGGAUUUGGCAGAGGAAGAGGCAAGCAACCUGGCUGGGUGGUUUGAGGACCAGCGCCAAGUGUACCAGGACAUGGAGCAAAAGUGUGACAGAGAGGACGACGGUGGUGCACGGAUGGAGCAGCUGGAGAAGAUUCCAUCCCAAGAUGGCGAGGCAGUGCAGCCACCCUUGGAAGAGCAUUAUUGCGACACGGAGGAGAGUGAAACCAAGCCGGAGGCGGGUGGAAAGAACAAGAAGUCGCCGGUGGAUGCUUUGUGGACGUAUGCGAGCUGGCUGCGGGCAGACUUCAAGGGGCAACUUGGAUGUGAUGAUGUUUUUGGCUUGAGGUUGUCUUGGUGCGGAAGAGGAAGACGAAGAUGA